Messenger RNA from Daldinia decipiens, 629 nucleotides. RefSeq lists its product as uncharacterized. Bases 106 to 534 code for a protein of 142 amino acids. Lineage: Eukaryota; Fungi; Ascomycota; Sordariomycetes; Xylariales; Hypoxylaceae. The transcript has a single exon. The record is from RefSeq and is a predicted model, not a curated record.
UAUCUGUGAUUCGCCACACCACCAUAUAGAAAUGUUAAAAGAUACACGAGAGUUUCAUUCAUUAGCCAACAUUAUAGGCAAGAAGAGUCUUCUACUCAAGGCACGAUGUCAACACAUACCGCAUCACCAUUGAGAUCAUUGAUCCUAGUUGAAGGUAUCAUGAAGCUCGCAGGGGGUUUGGUGUUCAUAAUCUCACCCCAAACCCCAUUGUCCGUCGCGGUAGCAGCGCCCAUUCCGCCUUCAGCCCUACUAUUAAGCCGACUCCUAGGCACCCAAACUUUUACGCUAGGGAUAUCUAUGCUUCUCGCAUCUACGAAAGCACCAAAGGCCGCGGCGAGCAGGCGGAUAGUUUAUUGGACCGUAUUCGCGAGAGAUGCUACCUUGGUGACAGUACUCGCGUUACAACUUUGGUUCGGAGACAAUACUAACGUUCUGGGUUUCUCGCCAAAAGGACUACGCUCGUGGCUUGCGGAGCUGAUUCCCUUCUGCUUAGGCCACCUAUGGAUUUUGACAGCAAAGCCCCAUUGGUUUUGAUACAAAUCUGGGGCUACAUUUGACGGAAACCGUGUUGAUCAUAUGUAUAGUGUACUAUGUGAACAAGUACAAAAUAAUUGGACAUACUCAUAACC